Messenger RNA from Helianthus annuus (common sunflower), 1774 nucleotides. RefSeq lists its product as uncharacterized. The record is from RefSeq and is a predicted model, not a curated record. The transcript has a single exon. Bases 487 to 1680 code for a protein of 397 amino acids. Lineage: Eukaryota; Viridiplantae; Streptophyta; Magnoliopsida; Asterales; Asteraceae.
UGGUCAUAAGGGUCAUGACCACACCCUAUAGCCUAAGAGGCUAAACGGUGUUUGUUUUUUCGUUAGAUCUUAAGACAGGGACGUUAUGUUGGUGGGCAGUUUUCACAAAAAAGUCAUGCCUUAAAACCUAUUGCGUCCCCCAUUUUCUUUGCCACCACCGAUCACUAACCCUCUCAUUGUCCUGUCGUGAUCCUCCAACAAGCCUCUAACGACUAGAACCAGUGAUUCGUAAAGUACCACCGAGUACAACCCACAAACUCAACUCUAGCGAGUAAUAAAACUCCCAUUAAACCACAUCUAGUAUUACAAAUCUUGCUUUCUUCCGUCUGUUAGCUGAUCAAAGAUUUGAUCACGAUUAACAGUUCAAGAUUUGGGUUCCAAUAACAAAGCCCAACAUUGUAAGCAAUUAUCUGUUCACGUAAAAAAGUUGCCCACCAACUGCUCGAUGAAAUGCCCGAAUGAGAGUGACCAAUUUGUUUCAUAAUUAUGAAAGCAUUUAAACAAGUACACCAUCAUUAUCCGGUUCCAAGUACUCUCAGAGUCAUAAAUUUUACUAGAGUUUUGCAUAUAGAUGCAACAUCUGAUCACUCAUUAGCCGAACCGCUGUUAAAUCCCAUAUCGUCUGAGUGGUGUAUAAGAGCCUUCCCAAAACUAAUCAAGCUGACCCAUUUGCUAAAGGGAUUGGAUUUGAUCAGUGGAAGAUUAGUUAAUGUUGAGAACAAAUGUGUUGUUGAUGACGAGUUUCUUAUGCUGAGCAUGCGUACUUUUAAGUCGACUGGCGCGUCAUUUGUUAUUCAGAACACGCGUACAUGUGUCAACAAGCCCGUCUACAAGGAACCAUUCAGCGUUAAUUCUCUCAAGAAAAUAUGUGACAUGUUAACUGUAUCCGCUCAAAACAGGAAGUUAGUCCGUCUAGCAAUAUGCCCGCAGGUCACACAGCACCAAAUAUGGACGGGUGCACUUAUGGAGAUUCUAAAAAAAUUAGGAAAUGAAAUGAGUGUUAAAAAUUAUGGGUGCAUAAACAUGGGUCAACAAAUAGUGGUCAACUGUCUUAGGUUCUUGGAUGAUGCUGUAUCGUAUGAUCCCGACUCAACGUCAUGGAUGCGGGUCGCGCCCAAGAAGGAUGCUGACUCAUCACCUCCAGCCAAGUGGGCAGAUUUUCUUGAGAUGUUUAACGAUUUAAUCAAAUGUUUGAAGAACGAUCACGAGUUUCUCGUUUAUGUCGUAAAGCUCGAGAUCAUGAAAGAAGGGUUGUCGCAGAUAAAAGACGUUUUGGUAGAUAAGAAUAUUGGAUACAAAGACGGUCUGCAUCAAAAAAGUUUGGUUAAGAAGAAAUUGACUAAAUCGUUGGGUCAUUCGUCGCAAUGUCUGUUUACGCUUUUAACGUAUUAUCUGUACGGGAGUGUUGGAGAUAUUGAGGUUGAUAUUUGUUAUUGGUUUUCCGAGGGGGGUAAACUUUAUUUGUGUGUAGGGAAGAUUGUGACAUCGGAUGAUGAUAAAAUGUUGUUGCAUGUGUUUAAGCAGUUGGAUCGGGCCCUUAGAGUUAUAAAGUUUGUACAUGAAAUGGCGGAAGUGAAAGAGCGUUUGGAGCUUCAGGGUCAUCUAUGGUGCGUAGGGUCGAAGAACAGAUCGUUUGUUUACAGAGGACACAACAUCUUCGUUCAUGGAAUUGGUCUUUAAUGAAAGAAUAAUCGAACGCAAUAUUACAUGGUCAUGUGUUAUUCGUUAGUGUAAUUUCUUCUUAUUCGAGAAAUAUAUUUUACUUUGGCUUUCA